AUGGCUGUUGAGAUGGCGUCGACGUCGGAAGCGAGUCUCUGGAGAGACCCUUACGAGUCUGUUAACCUCCCAGGCGACAAAAACCCUGUCAACUUUUCUCCUGGUAAAAAGGCACGGGUCGUGGCAGCAGGCGUCACCAUCAUCGUCAACAGCGCCCUCGGCUCCUCGUUGCCCUCUGGGGCUGCGAGCGACAUCGCCAAAGAGUUCUGCGUCACCGCUCCUCUACAACUCGUCCUCCUGAACUCGAUAUACAUGCUUGGCUUUGCGAUUGGGCCCCUCAUCUUUGGUCCCCUGAGCGAGCAUGUCGGGCGCCGAAUCGUGCUCAUAGGCACAUACCUCGCGUACAUGGUCUUUACGCUCUGUUGCGCCGUGAGUCCAACAUAUGGCACGCUGCUGCUAUUUCGCCUCCUGUGUGGCAUAGCAGCCGCAGCUCCCAAUGCUGUGGUCGGACCGCUGUUUGCCGAUAUAUAUGAUCGUCCCGAACCCAGGGGCAGGUCGAUGGCGUACUUUAUGUGUGCCACCUCGAUGACGCCGCCAUUUGGACCUAUAAUCUCAGGAUAUGCAACCAGAGUCUCUUGGAGGUUGACCUUCUGGAUUGGCCUCGCCAUCGCCGGCGUCUGCCUCCCGCUCGUGGUAUUUCUCCCGGAGACGUACGUCCCCGUUCUCAAGAAAAAGCCUUUUGUCAUGAUCACCAAGGAACCAGUGGUCCUUUUCUCAGCCCUUUACCUAGCGCUAAUCUAUUCGACUCUGUACCUGUUCUUUCAAGCAUAUCCAAUCAUCUUUCAAGGGGUGUAUGGGUUGUCGUAUGGCGAAGUUGGCUUGACUUUCCUACCAGUGACUGCUGGCUCUGUUCUUGCUCUGGUGAUCUUCCUCUGCUAUAGCGCUUAUCACUCUUCGGCCAUGAAAGCGGGUGCGCCUUGGGCGGCCAAGAUUGAAUAUCGCCGACUUCCCCUUGCCUGUGCAGGCGGUCCAAUGAUCGUGAUAUCCCUGUUCUGGCUUGGAUGGACAGCCUACCCGAGCAUUCAUCCAGCAGUACCUGCAGUUUCGGGCCUAUUCUUCGGAGCUGGCUAUCUCAUAAUCUUUAUAGCGCUGCUAAACUACAUCACCGACGCUUACAGGCAAUUCUCUGCGUCUGCACAAGCAUCUGCUAGCACGCUGCGGUCCAUCACUGCUGUCUGCCUACCCCUAGCGGCACCCCAGAUGUAUCACAAACUUGGGGUCCAGUGGGCAUGCUCACUUCUUGCAUUUGUCACCUUGGGGCUGGCAUUGAUACCGUUUGUUUUUAUUCGAUACGGAGAAGCCCUUCGGAAACGGAGCCCGUUCUGUCAAAAGCUUGCCCAGGCUCCAAGCAUGAUUGUCGCGACAUGA
This is a messenger RNA of Fusarium keratoplasticum, 1368 nucleotides long. Its product is annotated as MFS domain-containing protein. Gene Ontology annotation, biological process: transmembrane transport. Gene Ontology annotation, molecular function: transmembrane transporter activity. The transcript has 6 exons. The record is from RefSeq and is a predicted model, not a curated record. Lineage: Eukaryota; Fungi; Ascomycota; Sordariomycetes; Hypocreales; Nectriaceae. The coding region runs from base 1 to 1368 and encodes 455 amino acids.